Messenger RNA from Recurvomyces mirabilis, 936 nucleotides. RefSeq lists its product as uncharacterized. The transcript is spliced from 2 exons. Gene Ontology annotation, molecular function: protein kinase activity; ATP binding. The record is from RefSeq and is a predicted model, not a curated record. NCBI's taxonomy places the organism in Eukaryota, Fungi, Ascomycota, Dothideomycetes, Mycosphaerellales, Teratosphaeriaceae. Bases 1 to 936 code for a protein of 311 amino acids. Gene Ontology annotation, biological process: protein phosphorylation.
AUGGUUUCAUACUUUGAGUCCGUCCUGGGCCCUCGUCGUGACUCCUUCGCGGCACAGUAUACUCCUGGAGAAUAUAGUCGGGCACGAGUGGACAGACGCUAUAGUCUAGCACGGGCCUUCGAUGCAAUCCGUAUCGACGAUAGACGAGCGACACGUCUACAGGGGUAUCGAUCACCGCGACGCCAAUCCUACGCUCAGCAGCCCUUCCAGCAACAAUCUCGGCUGCCAAUCUACGAGGAACGUCGACCUGACUAUCGGCAAGAAGACAAUGGACGACGUCCAUCGCUUUUCGAAUGGCGACCUCGCAUUCCAAGCAUACGACAACGCGAGCAUCCUUGGCGCCAGUCCGUCGAACCGAAACAUCAUGACUACAGACGUGAUCGAGUGCCAAAACGUGAAGGCUUCCCGGCUGACCUUGUCGACGCUCAAUUCGGUGGGCAGGACCGUGGUCUUAGGAGGGCACCCGAGCGUCAUCAAGUUGGCCGCUGCUCAGUACCCGGCUACACCUUCGUCAGAUCUCUUGGUCCUGGUGGAAUGAGCGACGCUGUGAACGUCGUCGAAGACAACCGGAGUCGGCAGCCAUACGUUGAGAAGCGUAUUGGCGUGAACGGGAACUCCAUGACUUACAAGAGAGUGAAAGCUGAGAUCCACGCUCUUCGAACUGUCCGCGGUGCACCUAACCUCAAUCAGAUCAUCACUAGCCUCGACCAGCCCCCGCAUAUGUCGAUUAUUCUUGAGUUCUGCGACCAAGGCAGUCUUGAGCAGAAGCUGAAGGACAAGAUCAAUCGUGACAUGUUCGCUCAGGCAUGGAGCACCCUCGAAUCCAAGACUGCGGGACACCUGACUGGUACCCACCAGAAGGUCUUCCGCAGAUCGCAGGCCGGGGCUGCACUCGUUAUGGAGCAGAGACAGAUAUUUGGCAGCUGGGCGCCAUGA